ACGACGAGGUGGUACAUACAUGCACCGCCGCUGCAUCUCAAGUUGUUUGCAUGGGUUACGGCACUGCUGUGUGUGUGUGUGUGUCAAAUUGGCAAAGGGUGUCGGGCGGGAGCAGCCAGCGGCGCCACUGUGCUCGAGAUCUCUGGUCAAUGGUCAUCGAGUAGGCCAUCCCGCCUGCGCAGAUUCUCUGCUUAAAACGCCAUUUUUUGAGGUGAUUCCAGUGCUUCGGCCGGCGCCGCGCGGCCGUUAAAAGAAUCGAGAAACAACCGAGGGGGAGGGGAGUAGGGGACAGACAGCCGCCUUCUCCAAACCAACGAGGAGGAGACGGGAGCUAGCUGCUUGCUGUCGUCUCGCCGAGUAGCAAGUAGGAGCUGCUCUCGCCAAGUCGCGCGCGCCUCCCUCCUCUCUCUUCUCUUCUCUCUCCCUCGCGCGCUCCAUAUGCUGAGGUCAGUGUCCGGCUCCAACUCCUCGAGGGGCAUCGCCGCCGUGGUCGGCGUCGGGCCCCGGCUCGGCUCCGCGGUGGCGCGCAAGUUCGCCUCCGAGGGCUACACCAUCGCCAUCCUCUCCCGCGACCUCGAGAAGCUGUCGCAGCUGGCGGAGGAGAUCGCGCAGGAGGCCAAGGCGCAGGUGUUCGCGCUGCGGGUGGACUGCGCCGACGCCCGCUCCGUGCGCGAGGCCUUCGAGGGCGUCCUCUCCCUCGGCCCCGUCGAGGUGCUCGUCUACAACGCCUGCGAGCCGCCGGCGGCCAACGGCGACGACGCCGCGGCCGCGCGACCCACGCCCUUCCUCGCCGUCACCCCCGACGCUUUCCACCGCGCUCUCGCCGUCUCCGCCGGAGGGGCCUUCCACUGCGCGCAACAGGUCAUCCCGGGCAUGGUGGAGAGGGGCAGGGGCACCAUCAUCUUCACGGGCUCCUCGGCGUCGGUCACCGGCUUCGCCGGCUACUCCGAUCUAAGCUGCGGCAAGUUUGCGCUCCGGGGGUUGUCCCAGUCGCUGGCCAGGGAGUUCCAGCCGGCCGGCGUGCACAUUGCGCAUGUGAUCAUCGACGGCGUCAUCGGCGAGAGGAGGUCGCCGACGCCGAGGAGCAGCAGGGUCGGCAGCGCCGGCGACGCGGCGGGCGCGGACCCGGACGCGGUGGCGCAGAGCUACUGGCACGUCCACGCCCAGGACAAGAGCGCGUGGACGCACGAGAUGGACAUCCGGUCGCCGUCCUUCAUGUAGCAGCAGCAGCAGCAGCAGCCGGUCUUGUUGUGUGUACGUCGUGCGUGCCCCGUCCUGUGUGUGUGCGCGGCCGCGGCCCGGGAAUCGUGUCCCCGUCCCGCGCCGCACGUUUGCGCCGCUCUCGCUUGCCUAUUGCCUAGCCAGCUAGCUAGUAGCCUUUUUGGUCAUUUGUGGUGUGAGAUGCCCGCCCGUCGCUGGCCGGUGCGACCGCGCGGGCGUUCAGUGUGCGGGAAUUGCGGCCGAGAGCGACGGCGGCGCGGCUUCCGCGUGCCGUCGUCGUCGUCGUCGUCGUCGCAUCCUGUACCCAUCGCCGGCGGCGGCGACCGGCCUGAAAAGCUCUCAUGUGAUGUGUGCGCCGAUUAUUAAUCAUGCAGCUAAUGCAUAGUAUCUGUACAUGUGCAGGAUAUGCUUGAUUCUGGAUCGAAUUGAGCAGCAUCUCAGUAUUAUGACUGUGACUAUUGUAUCUGUUA
Sorghum bicolor (sorghum) is the source of this 1691-nucleotide messenger RNA. Its product is annotated as ribitol 2-dehydrogenase. Lineage: Eukaryota; Viridiplantae; Streptophyta; Magnoliopsida; Poales; Poaceae. The record is from RefSeq and is a predicted model, not a curated record. The coding region runs from base 439 to 1221 and encodes 260 amino acids. The transcript is spliced from 5 exons.